CAUCAGAAACAUGGCGUGGAGAGGAUGCGGAACACUAAUGAAAUGGGCCAAAACAGAGUUCGCUACAUCCAAAAACAUAACUUCACGAAACUCCAGACUCAACCCCUACAAUCAACAGAGAUGUGGCUUCCGUCGUGAAGCCAAAAGGCCGGACACAAAAAAAGGCAAUGUCACCCAAGAAACAAAAGCAUCACCCUCUGAAGCUGGCACACCAGGGCCUCCUCCUCGUCCCAAAGUCCCUAGGCCAACACUUUUCAAACCCCUGAUGUUCACAGUAGGGUUUACAGGUUGCUCCUUUGGUGCAGCUGCCAUCCUGCAAUAUGAGACCCUGAAGUCCAGAGUUCAGACUGCAAAAGAUGAAGAAGAGUCAGAAAAAUUCCUGCAGGGCUCUCAGGACAUGGCACACUGGCACGACUGGUGGAACCAGCUGACAGGCUUCCAACGACAGCUUAUUCUCCUCAUGUCCAUGGCGGACGACUUCUGGAGCAGCCUCACAGAGGGACAGAGGACCGUCACUGGUAUCAUUGCAAUAAAUGCUGUAGUCCUGUGUUGCUGGCGGAUCCCUUCAAUGCAAAGAAGCAUGAUUAAGUACUUCACAUCCAACCCAGCCUCCAAAACACGGUGCCUUCCCAUGGUCCUGUCCUCCUUCAGUCACUACUCCAUCAUCCAUAUGGUGGCUAACAUGUAUGUCCUGUGGACAUUCUCCUCUGGAAUUGUCUCUCUCUUAGGGAGGGAACAGUUUCUUGCGGUUUAUCUAUCUGCCGGUGUGAUUUCCACCAUGGCUAGCUACAUGUGUAAAACAGUCAGUGGGCGGCUUUAUCCCACAUUAGGAGCGUCAGGUGCAGUUAUGGCAGUCUUGGCUGCAGUCUGCACAAAGGUGCCAGAGGCCAAACUAGGCAUAAUCUUCCUUCCCAUGCUCACCUUCACAGCAGGAAAUGCUCUGAAAGCUCUCGUUGCUAUAGAUUCGGCAGGGCUUCUAUUGGGAUGGCGGCUGUUUGACCAUGCAGCUCACCUUGGUGGAGCCCUCUUUGGAGUAUGGUACGUGGCAUAUGGUUACAAACUUAUUUGGAGGAAGAGGGAGCCUCUGGUGAAGCUGUGGCAUGACAUGCGUUCUCCAGGUGCUGGUGGAUCCCGACCUGGAGCUGGGCCUGGGAUCGGUGGUGGUGGACCCAGAUCACAAUAAGACUCUUUAAGAUCCCUUUUUCACAAGAACUGUUCUCCACAGUUACCUCAGAACAUGCAAGGACACUUUUAUCCACUGAAAUGGAGUUGGAUGUUAUUGUUUAUCAAUAAAUAUAGUUUUUUUCAUCCAUGGUCAGGAAUGAGUAUUAAUAGAUCUGAAUUUUGAAAAAUAGGUGAUGACACCUGGGGAUACAAUCCAGAUGUUAAUAUGUGUACUGAUAACAUCUGCUGCUCUUUUGUGUUUCUAUUGUUGUAAAGAGGAUUUCUUCUUUAUUAAAACAAGAACAUAUCCAAAUAUUGUGUAAUAAAUAGCCACUUCUACCUCUAGCUCCUAGUGAGUAGAAUCUACUCCACUUAAAACUUCAUCCAGGUAGUGUUUUGCUAUGUCCAUCUGUAUGGACUUAGUUGAUACUUGGGUCUUUGAUGUUUGUCUCACCAUUAUAUAUCUGGCUACUCAUAUCAAGGAGUCGUUGAUGCCCUCCUGACGUUAGCAAAGUCUCUUGUGUUAGCUAAGUCACUCUAGAAAUUGCAAUGUAGAAAACCCUAUGUGAAUGGC
Molecule: messenger RNA, 1738 nt
Organism: Scomber japonicus (chub mackerel)
Lineage: Eukaryota; Metazoa; Chordata; Actinopteri; Scombriformes; Scombridae
Gene: parla
Product: presenilin associated, rhomboid-like a
Exons: 10
Coding region: 11-1183 (390 amino acids)
Cellular component (GO): membrane
Molecular function (GO): serine-type endopeptidase activity
Source: RefSeq, a predicted model, not a curated record